UAGAUAAUUACCCGACAUAUAAAACCAAUGUGAGUGUUGAUAUACUGCCACUAAGUCAAACCAAUAAGAAGUACCAGUUUGUUUGUGAUUUUAUGCCGUCAACUGAAGCAGAGCAUGCUGAAAUCUGGUACACAGUCACGUGGUAUAUUGACAGUAAGCUUGUUAAAAAAUUCCCUGCAGUACAGAAAACAGCUGAUAUCAAAACAACGACAUUACUAAAUGAAGAUGACACUGGUCUAACAAGUGUUGGUUUCCAGAUCCGAUGUGGUUAUUCUGUAAGUUACGAUCUUGAUUCAGAAUUGAGUCGAAGAACAGACAGUGUAGAUCGAUUCAUCGGCAUUGAGAUAUUGACACCAGAUCUUGACGUGCAACAAGAUACGAAUGCGACUAUAGUUGUAAGACCAACAGUAGAAAUUGGUGUUUGUAAUGGUUGUAAGCUCGCGGUCAACUUAAUCAAGCCCACGGAAAAUGAUGCCUGUCUGCCCGACCCAGUAUUGUCUCGGUGUUCCAUUAAUUUAGAUGCCAAGAACUCAAUUAGAAAUUAUUCUAUGGUUGUCAUGCCCAGUUUUCCUACUUCCUAUGGAAAAAAGUUUGCUGUACAGAUUUUAAGGUUUAAAACACCCGAAUACUUUUUGGAUCAUCCACUCUGGGCAAAAUAUGAAUUUGGCGAUGUUAGAGUUAGAGUCACAACUAAUGCAGCAGCAAUAGAGGGUAAAGUGUGUUAUGCUGUACCUGAUCCGCACAUGUAUACGUUUCGCGAUAUACCAUAUGAACAUCAAUAUCAAGGCAUUUACACCAUGUAUCGAAAUAAGGAAUGGACACAAGAGUUACAGAUACAGACCGAACCAUGUUGGCCCGGCUCCUCGGUGACAUGUAUUUGUGGUGUUGCCGUAUCUAUUGGUAAAGAAGUUUAUGUUAUAGAGCACUGUUCAGCCGACUACUGGAAAAUAGGAUAUACCCAAUGUGAUAAAACAUCUGGCGUUUCUUUAAUAGAAGUUAAAAGCGUUGGUUCAAGUAAAUUCAAGAUUCGUCUUCCAAGUUCGACAACUAUCUCUAUCGCUAGAUAUGGCGGACAGAUGACGGUGCAUGUAUUUCCUUCCGUUGCUGAUGAGGUUUUAGCUGAUGGCUUGUGUGGUAAUUUAAACGAAAAUGUUUUUCGAAAGAGAAAUGGUGCCGCGGUGCCAUAUAAAAGAUGGGGGAUGCCGACAUUUUCUGACUCCUGGAGCGUAGAGCAGGAUGGGGUUAUCAGUCUGUUCUCAGAUGACGUCACCAAGCUGAACGCUGUUAAUACUGGUCUCUUCAUUUGUGAUUGCAAAGAUAAUGUAUGUAAAAAUGACAGGAGGUGUGGCCAAGUAGAAGUAGAAAAAUUCAUAUCAAAAAGUACAUGUAAUGUAACUCUUGAUCUGAGAGAAAGAAAUACAGUUAAUAUUCGCAGGAGGAGUGUCACUAGCCGCAGUCACACUAUUAUCAAACGACAGGCUGAAACAACAUGGACAAACGGAUGGACAGAGAGUUCCGCAAAAGAUUAUUGCAAUAGUGUAUUUUUAAAUUCCUCGAUAGUUCAGAUUUGUAAAAACAUCCCUAAUGUAAAUCUACAGGGUGCCUUGGACAACUGUAUUUUAGAUAUUAAGUUAGCGGGUGACACAAGUUUUUCACUGGUUGCCAUGGAAACCAUAACAGCCUCGUGUUUUAAUGAAGUAAGUUAUGAUACCAGAUUUCAACAAUCAACACCAAACCAAACAUCCAUCUUUGAUCAGAUUAAAGAAGUAGCCUGUCCAGCAGAAUGUUCUCAGCAUGGUACCUGUAAUCAAGGUAUUUGUACCUGUGAAGACGGGUUUGGAAGCCUAGAUUGUUCAAUGUCGCUCAACAUCCCUCCUUUGUUAGAUCACGUGACCAAUGAUGGAUACUGUGAUUCUAUAAACAGCAACUGUUUAGAGAUUUCAGCAUUUGGUGGAGACUUUGUUGACACUGAUUCAAUUCGUUGUAAAAUACGCACAUUUCAGGCAAGAUAA
Messenger RNA from Patella vulgata (common limpet), 2012 nucleotides. Its product is annotated as von Willebrand factor D and EGF domain-containing protein. Bases 93 to 2012 code for a protein of 639 amino acids. Lineage: Eukaryota; Metazoa; Mollusca; Gastropoda; Patellidae. The transcript is spliced from 10 exons. The record is from RefSeq and is a predicted model, not a curated record.